UUCCACUCGUGGGACUUCCGGGAUCCUGACACCGGUCCGUUGUGAAAACAGCCACCGUUCCAGUUAAAAAAAUCUUGGUGAUGCUCUCCCGACCAGUUACGCCAAUCAAGCCAUCUGUUAGGGGGCGUGGCCUAACGUCUCCACCUCCGGUUCUGUUUCUGACGGACAUGAAGGAGACCCAUGCAGGUGUGUUUGGAUGGAGCUGCUUGUGCUUGACGUAUGCACAGUCAUUAGUGUGUGUCUCCUCUUCAGGAGUCUGCUCGCCUCCUCUUUCUCCACCUCCCCCGGCGCCUCCAUGCUCCUGCUCCUCCCUCCUUACUCGUCUGCUGGCGGUUCAUCGGCUGGAGGUGCGUCGGCUCCUGCGAGGAGCUUUGGCGUCUGUCGGCCAUCGGCUGGAAUUACUGGAGAGGAGGAGCGGGAGCACAAGGAGGAGGACCCCGAACAGAGGAACCCAUCACUCAGGCUCACCUGCCUUUGCCUCUAGCUCCACCCUCUUUACCUCAGACACACCAUCCUCUUUUGCCCAGUCUGACUUCUCCUCCUUGACAUCGCUUUCUUCAGUCAGCAGCGAGGAGGCGCGGUCUUCUGCAAAAAACCCAGAGCAGAAGAGUAAGAGGAGGAGCGCCAAGGAGAAGGUCAACAGGGCGAAGAGGAGAAAAAUUAGCCACCAGGACAUUUUUCUCUCAAGAGAUGUAGAAGAAAACAGCUCAGCAAAGGAGGAAGAGGAGGAGGAGGCAGGGAGGUGUAUCAGUCAAAUAACAGACUCCUUGGGACGAGGCGGGUUUACAGCACACAAGUUCAGCGUGAAUCCAGGAGGGGUCAGCCAAUCACAGCCCUGGAUGGUCCUAAAGAAGAAUGGCUACAGGUUCUCCUCCCAUGAUGCCUUGCACGUCCUGCAGUCACUUCCCAACGGGCGGAAUGGAAACCAGCCGGUGGCCUUUGGUUGGUGUUCCUCCAACGGCGUCCCCCACGCGUCCUCGUUGCUAAGUGAGGUCAGGUGCACCCCCACCUCCUACUUUAACUCCCCCCCCAUACUUCACCUGUCAUCAGUUGCCAUAGAAACAGUAUUGUAUAGGUUGAGGGGCGGAGCUAGCUGGGGUUCUCUGUGGCCUUUGAAGGACUGGACGGCCCCACCCAGUUUGAGCAGUGAUCACUGCUACGCCCUGAAGACGUCUGCAAGCGUGGUCGCUCAGCUUCAUCAAAAACGUGAUGCCGCUCAAAACUUCCUUCAGCUCGGGCAGAAAGCCCUCCCCCCUCCUGUUGGUUCAGCCAAUGGGGUUUUGAGUUCACUGUCUGACCAAUCAACAGGCGGUUCCUACUUCCUGUCCACAAAGGCGGAGUUCAGUAAACGAGUUUCUCAGAUCCGAAUCCGAAGGUCGUCCCCACGAGAGGCGGAGCUUACGCCGAUGGGCCUCCCGAAGGUCAAAAGGUUAAAGAAGAAAGAGUUCAGCGUAGAGGAGAUCUAUACCAAUAAGAACUACAGGGCCCCGCCCACUAACAGAAGUCUAGAGACUAUCUUUGAGGAGCCCCGGGAGAAAGAUGGAGCUCUGCUGCUGAUUGGUCAACAGAAGAGACGCAGACUCCUCCUCUUCCCUGAUGUCACUCAGCCCAGAAAGAGGAAGAAACCCCCAGUCAUCAAUCAGCAUCCAAAAAUCCAUCAAAGUCCUCAUCUUCUGCAUCUGAAAUGAACAGCUGGGCUGAAUUUCUAUCAAACGUCAGAUUCCCUUCCGUCAUUGUGAAACUGUGGCGUGACUCGCUGCGUCCCACAACAAUAAAAGCCGCGCCCCGUUGUGCGUAUCCUACCGCGCUGCUCCUGUUGCUCCAUGUUGGUGAUGUGGCUGGAGGUUUUGUCUGCGAUCUUUCUACUGCAGUAUGAGCGGAAGAUGAACAGCUUUUCAUUGUAAUCCGCUGGAAGUGGCUGCAGCACCGUAAUCCUCACCGGAUGGAAAGAUGACGGCGUUUCAUAAAACGAAAGCAAAAGCUUCCUCUGUCAGUGUUACUGCCCUCUGUGGAACAGUGACUGAGAAGCUUCUCCAAGCUGAUCGUUCAUCCAUCACUUUAGUCGCCUGGUUUCCGCAGAAACUCAGCUGCGUCUUCUUGACUGUCAGAGUUUGUUUUCCAGCUUCCUCCACUUGUGAACCAUGGAUUCAUUCAUCUGGAAUUGUCCAUCAUUUAGAAAUGUGAUCAAACUUUUCAACUGAAACUAAAAUUUCUCUUUAGGCUAAAUGAUGUAAACAUUUGUUUGUAGAUCAUUUCUUUGUGGGAAAUGAAUCUUCUGCUUUAGAGUCACAUUAGUUAGGAAGCAGCUUUUCUGGGAAGAUCUGGAGAAAUCAGGAUGUGAGCUCUAGGAUGAAGGAUCCGUCUCUGAACAUCUGCUGCUUCAUUCAUUCUCUGAUGAAACAUCUGACAGAUCUCACGUCCUCCUCACAUGUUCCCGCCUGGAAACCACAUCUGUACUGCUCCUCCCACCAAUGCAUGUUCCUUACAGACGUGGUUCCGUUUUAAAGGUUUAUUCGCAGAACUUCAUCCCCGUCAUCCAUCAAACAGGGAUUUUUAUAAAAUCCAUCCCAAGUUCCUCUUUCGGGGGAGAACCGUUCUUCCCUGAGAACGUUAGACUGCCGUGUUCUUGUGGUUAUAGAGAAGCUUUUGUGUCUGGAGGUUGGGUUUGGUUUAGUCUUCAUCACCUUCUGCUGAGCAGAAGUUCUUCAGUAAAAACUGUUAGUGCGUCAUGCUGGUUGAGAUCUUUACAGAACCCAGACUGAAACUGCACCUUUUACUG
This is a messenger RNA of Oryzias latipes (Japanese medaka), 2779 nucleotides long. The record is from RefSeq and is a predicted model, not a curated record. NCBI's taxonomy places the organism in Eukaryota, Metazoa, Chordata, Actinopteri, Beloniformes, Adrianichthyidae.